AUGAAGCUGAUUCUGUUUAUUAUGAUUCAGAAGAUCCACCAACAGUUGAAGAAGAUUUGGAAAAUGAGGAAGGAAAUGAGGUGCAAUCAAAGUACAAUGCUAAGUACCCUACGUUUAACCCUAAAGCAGAUCCACCCUUUUAUUCAAUUAGGUAUGUACUUUGAUGAAAAUGUGCAAUUCAAGUUGGCUAUGAUUAGUUAUGCUGUACACACAAAGAGGGAUUUUUUCUGGAAAAAGAAUCAAUUAGAGUAUGUUAGGGUUGAGUGUCUGGGAAAGGGUUGUGGUUUUCAUGUUAGUGCAGGGUGGGAAGAGAGAACUAGGUGUUUUCAGGUGAAGGCAAUUAGCUUGGAACAUAAAUGCAACAAUCAAUUUACCUUGGGGAUAGUUAGUCAGAAAUGGUUAGAAUGGAAAUUUGAAGAGAAGGUGAGACAAAAUCGAACUAUUGGUUAUUCAGAGUUGAGCAGAGAAAUCAAAUCUGAGUUGAACUUGAAUGUAACUGUCAGCAUGUGUAGAAGAGCAAUAACAAGGAUAUUGAAGAAGUUGGAUAUUGGAUAUGAGAGUCAGUUCAAAAAGCUAAGGGAUUAUGCUCAGGAGUGCUUGAAUUCAAAUCCAGGAUCUACAGUGAAGAUAAAAACAACAACAACUGUGGAAAAUUCACCAUUAAUGUUUGAGAGGAUAUAUGUGUGUUUUAAUGCUAUGAUGAAGGGUUUUUUAAAGGGUUGCAGGAGGUUUAUUGGACUAGAUGGUUGCUUUUUAAAAGGGAAAUUGAAGGGUGAAAUACUGACUGCUGUUGGUAGAGAUGGUAACAAUCAAAUGUAUCCAAUUGCUUGGGCUGUUGUUGAGAUUGAGAAUAGCUCAUCAUGGACAUGGUUUCUGAAGCUUUUAAAGUCAGAUUUGAAUAUUGUGGACAACACUGAACGGACCUUAAUGAGUGAUCAACAGAAGGGUUUAUCUAAUGUCAUACAAGAGAUAUUUCCUGGUGUUGAGCACAGAAAUUGUGCUAGGCAUGUCCAUGCCAACUGGAGUAAGAAUCAUAGGGGGAAGGUCCUGAAGGCACAUUUCUGGCAGAUUGCAAAGACACCUACUCAAGCACUACUUGCAGAUAAGUUGAAAGCUUUGGAUAAGGUAGAUGCUACAGCACGUCAUGAUCUUAACAAGUACCCUAUGCAGUUAUGGUGCAAAGCAUUCUUCAAAGAUGAAGUUAAAUGUGACUUGGUGGACAACAAUUUGAGUGAGGCAUUUAACAAGACAUUGUUGAAAGCAAGGUCAAAGAAUAUUAUCCCAAUGCUUGAAGAUAUAAGAGUUUUUGUUAUGAAGAGGAUUGCAAAGAAGAAAGCAAUAGCUGAAAGAUGGAGGGGCAAUUAUGGGUCAUGUGUGCUGAAAAAGCUGAAUGAGAACAUACUUGACAGUGCAAAUUGGGAAGUUGUCUACAAUGGAGCUGAAGGAUAUGAGGUGAAAAAGGGAAGCUUUCAAUUCAAGGUGAAUUUAGAGUUGAAGACUUGUUCUUGUAGACUUUGGCAGUUGAGUGGUAUGCCCUGUUCUCACUCCAUUUGUGCCAUAUUUCACAAGGGUCACCAGCCAGAUCAAUACAUCCAUGAAUGGUACAGUAAAGAGAGGUAUUUGAAGACCUAUCAUGAAGUAAUACAGCCAAUAAAUGGAGAGCAGUUUUGGCCAAGAACUGAAGGUGAUGAAAUACAUGCUCCAGUCCCAAGGAAGAUGACUGGCAGGCCUAAGAAAAAAAGAAAACUUGAAGAUAAUGAGAAGAACAAGGACAAAACCAAGAUGAGUUCAGAGAUUAGUAAGCUGUCAAGGAAAGGGAGGAUAAUGACAUGUCAAAUAUGCAAGGGAAAGGGGCACAACAAAAGAUUUUGUCCUACUUUGACAAACCAACAAGGACACUGUGGUACUUCUACUGCUGUUAUAGGAAGAGGGAAAGGAAGGGGAAGUGGAAGGGCUGGUACUGCAGUUAGAGGAAGAGGAAGGGGGCCAAUUUUAUCUCAAGAAAGUACUAUUGGAAUGUCAGAUUGCACACAACAUUGAAGAUUUGGAAGCUUCUUGGACUUUUGGAUAUUUUUGGCAGCACUGUACACAACAAUGAUGAUAGUUUUCUAAUGAACAAAUUGUGAAUGUAUUGAAUGUAGUUUGCAGUCUAAUGUAUGCAGUGACUGAUCAGGGCAUAAUUAGUUUGCACUGUGUGAUUAACUGAUGU
Molecule: messenger RNA, 2209 nt
Organism: Ipomoea nil (Japanese morning glory)
Lineage: Eukaryota; Viridiplantae; Streptophyta; Magnoliopsida; Solanales; Convolvulaceae
Exons: 3
Coding region: 1-2040 (679 amino acids)
Molecular function (GO): zinc ion binding
Source: RefSeq, a predicted model, not a curated record